ACCGACGGGAGGGACAGGAGCCGAGCAAGAUGGCGCAGACUCAAGGCACCAGGAGGAAAGUCUGUUACUACUACGACGGUGAUGUUGGGAAUUACUACUAUGGACAAGGCCAUCCAAUGAAGCCUCACCGAAUCCGCAUGACUCACAACUUGCUGCUCAACUAUGGUCUCUACCAGAAAAUGGAAAUCUAUCGCCCUCACAAAGCCAAUGCCGAGGAGAUGACCAAGUACCACAGUGACGACUACAUAAAGUUCUUGAGCUCCAUUCAUCCAGAUAACAUGUCCGAGUACAGCAAGCAGAUGCAGCGAUUCAACGUUGGUGAGGACUGUCCAGUAUUUGAUGGCCUGUUUGAAUUCUGUCAGUUGUCUACUGGUGGCUCUGUAGCAAGUGCUGUGAAACUUAAUUAGCAGCAGACGGACAUCGCUGUGAAUUGGGCUGGGGGCCUGCACCAUGCAAAGAAGUCCGAGGCAUCUGGCUUCUGUUACAUCAAUGAUAUCGUCUUGGCCAUCCUGGAACUGCUAAAGUAUCACCAGAGGGUGCUGUAUAUUGACAUUGAUAUUCACCACGGCGAUGGCGUGGAAGAGGCCUUCUAUACCACAGAUCGGGUCAUGACCGUGUCCUUUCAUAAGUAUGGAGAGUACUUCCCAGGAACUGGGGACCUACAGGAUAUUGGGGCUGGCAAAAGCAAAUAUUAUGCUGUUAACUACCCGCUCUGAGAUGGGAUUGACGACGAGUCCUAUGAGGCCAUUUUCAAGCCGGUCAUGUCCAAAGUGAUGGAGAUGUUCCAGCCUAGCGCCGUGGUCUUACAGAGUGGCUCAGACUCCCUGUCUGGGGAUCGGCUGGGUUGCUUCAAUCUGACCGUCAAAGGGCACGCCAAGUGUGUGGAAUUUGUCAAGAGCUUCAACCUGC
Molecule: messenger RNA, 909 nt
Organism: Lepus europaeus (European hare)
Lineage: Eukaryota; Metazoa; Chordata; Mammalia; Lagomorpha; Leporidae
Product: histone deacetylase 1-like
Exons: 1
Coding region: 30-407 (125 amino acids)
Molecular function (GO): histone deacetylase activity
Source: RefSeq, a predicted model, not a curated record